This is a messenger RNA of Arvicanthis niloticus (Nile rat), 1764 nucleotides long. RefSeq names its product KIAA0040 ortholog. NCBI's taxonomy places the organism in Eukaryota, Metazoa, Chordata, Mammalia, Rodentia, Muridae. The record is from RefSeq and is a predicted model, not a curated record.
UGCGUCCUAGUUUAAGGUACGGGUUGGGCUGGGGAGCGGUGGAGCCAGCCAGUCCGAUUCAGGAAGUCGAGUUCCUGACCUCAGGAGCAGAGCUGGGUGCCCUGAAACCUCAGCCAGUGACGCAGGGGGCGCUUUCUUCCACAACAUACGGGUGGCACCCACUGACCCGCAGCGCCGCCUCUCUCCGGGGACCUGGCGGUGGGAGGGAGGGACUGGAGGAGGGACCCAGACCUCACCCUUGUGCCCAAGUCACUUCAGACAGCACCGGAACAGAUCCAAGGGUCCCGCCGCCGGGAGGAAGCCUUCCAGCGGACCCAAAGGUGUUCCUGGUGGCAUUCCCAAACGUGAAGCUGAAAGAAAAAUAAAUACCAAGUGGCUAACACUGUGUUCUGUGAAGCCGAGGGCUUCUUAGAUAAUUGGGAGCCUCUGGCCCCACACUAGCCCAGAACCAUGGAGAGAAACAGUUCCUUCUUCAACUCUAUCUGGGAAACCAUCCGGAUCAGACACGAAAGAGGCAUCUUCAACACCGUCUGCCUGGCUGUGUUCCUGGGGCUGCCCUUAGUGGUGGUUCUCACCCUCUUCUUCAUUUGUUGCCAUUGCUGCUGUAGCCGGCCACCCAAGAGCAACCAACAGCCAGACCAGAACAAGAAGAAAAAGAAAAAGAAGAAGAAGAAGAAGAAAGAUGAAGACCUCUGGAUCUCUGCUCAGCCCAAGCUCCUCCAGAUGGAGAAGAGGCCAUCACUACCUGUCUAGUGAGCAAGGAAGCAGAGUGUCCUUCCUUUGGAGUCAAGCCUCCUUCCAACCACAGAUACCUAGAGGAGCCUUUAAAGUGAUGCGUUCACUCCCACAAAUUACCCAACCAAGGAACAAAUUUCAGACUAAGCAUCCCAAUGGAUGGGAGUGUGUAGACAAUUCUUACAAUGUCCUGGCAGCUAUAUGUCCAAUAUCAGAGCUCUCUGAUGUAGCCCCAAGCAUGUACUGCAGUGUCUGGUAUACUCUACCACAACAGCACAGAAAACAGGUAUACAUGCAUGUUAGAUGGCAUUCAACUUUGUAUGUAUCAUAAGUAUGUUCAUUUGGACAUGGGACAUGGGACAUGGGACAGGAUAUCCUAUUUAUCACGUGGCCAUGUAAUAUGUAUUUUGCUCAAAUAUACAUACUUGCAGAAAUGUCUUAUGGGAAGACAUGUCCAGAUUUAGGUUCAUAUGCACAAUUAAGUAGCCAUGAUGCAAGGCCCUAUGCACUGUCUAUAUGUCAUUCAGGUCAGAUGGGUGCUUCCUACUUCUAUACCUACAUAGUAUUUUACUGGAAAUACAUUUGGACAUUCUCAGAACCUGGUACAGUCCCCACUUCAGUAAUAUUGAUACAGACAUAGCUAGUGGUUUCUAUAUGCUUCUGACCUUUUGCCUGUACCUAAAAGUUUAAAGUAUGGCUCCAAAUACACUCAAAGCUCUUUGCUUGCAAUUCACGACAAGGUCCUCAUUACCUCUGACAGAUGUUUAAUGUGGUCCAAGACCUCUCGGGGACAUUACCCCAUAACUACUCAGCAAGGUGCCCUUUUCUAAGCAGUGAUGAACAGCUUUUGGCAGUGACUACGAGAAAGCUAUGGAAACCCACAUAUUCACUUCAUUGGACUGCAGGUGUGUACCCAUGAGAUAGAAAGAGUAAAGAGAUGCCCCACAUGAACUAGCUAUAAUCCAUGUGACCAAGGGCUUUCAGAAAGAAAACAAGUAAGAUUAUCCCAAGUCCAGUCUCUGUCUCUCU